AUUGGGAUAAAAGGAGGCGAAAGAACGAAAGAAGUCGGAUAUUUCGGCGAGAUCUCCCCGUGGGCGAGAGGGGCCCGAGAGGAGUGAGUGAGUAACGUUUUGUAAUGGAGGUGUUGGCGCAUUGUCCUCUGUGCGGUGAGGAGGACAUGCCCAUGCGUUAUGUUCGUCGUGGAUGUGACUAAUAAAGUGCAGUGUGCCGGGGAGGAUUCGUCGCGUUCGACACGGUGGUGUAGUGGAGUAGUGCGAGCGAUAGGAUAGCGUUAGCGAAUUAUCCAAUACGACGACGUGCAUACAGCAUGGGGAUUGAAACGGUCAGUGACAAGCGAGGCAAGUCAAACAAGUAAGAAGUAGUAAGAACGAGAGAGCCAGCGUUAUGGUCGGCAGCAGUCGGGGCCGGGAGUAGGUAGAGUAGAGUGUAGAGUCGGUUAGAAACCAAUCUACCUGUGUGUCACACGAGCGGCCAUUAACUUUCCCCGUGGCCGUGCCUCUGCCGAGUUUUUAAAUUCGUUAACGUUAACGACACCCGAGGAAUAGUUAUCCCCUUGCCUUGUCCUCCCUCCCUCCCUCCCUCCCCCCUCAUCCUCUUUCCCUCGCCGCCGCCGCUGCUGCUGCUGCUGCUGUUGCUGUUGCUGUUGCCGCUGCUUCGUCGUCGACGACGAGGAGGAGUGCGACGGCGAUCGGUCAUCGGUGUAUUCCGACCACGGUGUGUGCGCGCGUGAAUCGUGUAUGUGUUUCACGUCUGAGGUUAUUCAUUUUUUUUUCUUACCUUUAUUUUCGUUCUCUUUUUUUUUUCUUCCUACUAUCAUCACCGUCAUCGUUAUCGUCAUCAUCAUCAUCAUCAUCACCAACACCAACACCAACACCACCAUCACCACUACUAUUACUACUACUACUACUACUAUUGCUAUCGGUACUCUUCUAUCGUCAUCAACGAAAUUCUUUACUCAUUUUGGUAAAGAAGAAGAAGAAGAAGAAGAAGAAGAAGAAGAAAAGGAGAAGGAAGAGAAAGUGCGACGACGAACGACAUCGACGAUCUCGUUUUGUGCUGUGUUUACGAAUCAGUGGUGGUGAAUACAGGUGUGAUUUAUCGAUAUAGGUACACACACACACACACAUACACACACGCACAUACAAUACACAUAUUACACUCGAGAUAAAAAAAAAAAAAAACUGAUAUCGACGAGGUGAAAAUCGCGAUACGGUUUUUCAAGCACGCGUUUUAUCGUCGAUUAUCGAAAUAUGGAAAAACGGGAGAGCCGCGACCCUCGGGCCAACAAAGAAAUAACCCGGGGUGGUGAACGUGACCGGGAUCAAGAAGCUGCCAAGAGGACUUCUAGGGGUAGCGGAAACGCUGCAGCCCGGGCCAACAUGCACGCCUCCCGACACAGCGUGACAUCAUCAUCCGGAGUUUUGAUGGUCGGACCGAAUUUUCGAGUCGGGAAGAAAAUUGGUUGUGGAAAUUUUGGCGAGCUUAGACUCGGCAAAAACCUAUACAACAACGAGCAUGUGGCUAUAAAAAUGGAACCAAUGAAGUCAAAGGCGCCGCAGCUUCACUUAGAAUAUAGGUUUUACAAAUUAUUAGGGACACAUGAGGGUGUCCCGGAAGUAUUUUACUUUGGGCCUUGUGGAAAGUACAACGCCCUGGUGAUGGAACUACUCGGCCCAAGCCUGGAAGACUUGUUUGACCUCUGUGGCAGAAGAUUUUCUCUAAAGACCGUCCUUAUCAUUGCCAUGCAGCUCCUUCACAGGAUAGAGUAUGUCCAUAGCAGGCACUUAAUUUACCGCGAUGUAAAACCAGAGAACUUCCUCAUCGGCAGGAGUACGACCAAAAGAGAAAAGACAAUUCAUAUAAUAGAUUUUGGAUUAGCCAAAGAAUACAUAGACUUGGAGACGAACAAACACAUACCUUAUCGGGAACAUAAAAGCCUGACGGGUACGGCACGCUACAUGAGCAUCAAUACCCACCUUGGAAAAGAACAGAGCAGGAGAGAUGACCUGGAAGCUCUGGGCCAUAUGUUUAUGUAUUUUCUACGAGGUAGUUUGCCGUGGCAGGGACUUAAAGCGGAUACGUUAAAAGAGCGUUACCAAAAAAUAGGGGACACGAAACGUGCCACGCCAAUAGAAACUUUGUGCGACGGUCAUCCUGAGGAGAUGGCUACGUACUUGCGCUACGUGAGAAGAUUAGACUUUUUUGAAACACCAGACUACGAACACCUGAGGAAAUUAUUCCAGGAUCUAUUUGACAGAAAAGGAUUUGUUAACGAUGGUGAAUUCGACUGGACGGGGAAGACCAUGCCACCCAACUUUACGCAACUCAGAGCGAUACGGAACGCUGCUCCUUCUCAUAUUGGAAAAACCAAAUCUGAUAAGUCCACGCCGGUCGGAUCAUUGCAGACUGGACACGAAAUUGUUGUGUCGCCAAACCGAGACCGGCAUCCCACCACAAAUAAGGGUGUGACGGGUGUAGGGGUGGGUGGAGGGGGCGGUAAAGGGGUGGGAGCUGUGUGGCCUGAUACAGUGAAGCAGUCGGGAGCCGGUGGUACUUUAACGCCUGCUGACAGACACGGCUCCGUCCAGGUUGUAUCUUCAACAAACGGAGAACUAGCAAAUGAUGACCCAACUGCUGGGCAUUCAAAUACCCCAAUUACAGCACCUCAGGAAGUCGAAAUGGUGGAUGAGACCAAAUGCUGUUGCUUCUUCAAACGAAAGAAGAAGAAGAGUGCUCGACAGAAAUGACUGUCUAUGGCUGUUGGGCUUGGGGGGACUGUUCAGUGCGCAGGGGUUAGUGUUGGGGGUAACGGAACAGGUGGGGGUCAGCGCGAAAUUGUUACACUACUACGACCAGAUUGGCGCUGCUCCGCAUCUCGAGACUCCAUACUUCACACAACUACAACCACUACGCCCACACCUACGCCACCUCCUUUGUAAAACUAAGCGAUUAUUACCAUUAUUAUUAUUAUUAUUAUUAUUAUUAUUAUUAUUAUUAUUAUCAUUAUCAUUAGAAUUAUUAAUAUUACCGUGACUGAUGUAGUCAAGACAUCAUUCGUCAUUAUUUUUCAGAGUCGAUAUAUCAUAAUAAAUCUGGAAUAUUGGAUCGGGAGACGUUAUACUAAUACGUUUUGAAAUUUUUCCUAAAUUAUCGUUCAAUUUCGAAUCAACAGCUGGCAUGGUAGCGAGUAGUGUUUGAAUAUAGGGUAAAAAUAAAACUAUUCACGCUACCUGCGUCUGUGACUUUUUGUUUUACUACUGUUAUCAUUAUAAUCAUACAAUCAUUAUACGUGUGUGUAUGUGUGUGUAUGUAUAUGUGUGUGUACAUACAUACGUACAUACAUACAUACAUACAUAUAUUACAAAUUAUACUAGUAAUACGUCCUGUUUUUGUCAUGCUUUAGUAAUUCAUUACGAUAAAAUACAGUGACCUGAUUGUUAUUUUUUACUACACACCUUUCUCAUUUUUUUAUAUAUCACGUUCAACUACUGCAGGUAUUGGACAGAAUAUUUAAACAUAUGUAAGGCAACAGCUACUUCUAACGCUGAAGCUUGAAAUGCGCAAAAAAGCUUCUUGCUAUGUCAACGUAGGUUGUCUAUCGAUCUAUUUGUAGCAUGUACAUAUGAAUUCUGUUUUAGAUGCUUAAAUAACUCUUUCUCUCGCUGCUAUGUUAUCACAAAACAACUGGCUGUCCAGUUUUUGCCGUAGGUUUUAUGUUAGUAUAUCGAUUCCCGAACAAUUUGUAAGGUUGUUGAAACUGGAUUUGAAGCACUUCAUGCUAAGCCGGCCUUAGUUUUUAAUAUCAAACAUUUGCAUCGGCAAUAUAUGAAUUCAAAUAAUUGAAAUUUCAUUAUCAUAGUGAAAAGAACUCAAGUAAUUAACUAUUAAGAGUCCAAUAGAAUUAAAAGUGCUGGGUUAAUCCAAUACAAAAUAAUCAACAUGGAAUUAUUGUAGUCAAGCCUACAGAUCCCUGACUGGAUCAUAUUUAAAAAUAAAUCGUGACGUAGUCCACUUUUCACAUCGGAUAGAAAAUUUAUAUUAUCUGACACACAAGCGGGCGUAUUUCGAUUGAGUGAUAAGUAAAGUUGAUCACCAUCGAAUUACGAGCUUGACUGCUUCAGCUAUGCCAAAGAAUAAGCUAAAUGAAGCGAAACGAAAUGAAGUGAGUUGAAAUUUUUAGGUUUUUUUCUAUUUUUCAAAGCUAAAUGAAAUCUGUGUUUAGAGUGUUUUGAUACUUGGGAUGAAGAAUUGAUUUACACAACUGAUGGUUAAUGGUGCGCUUUCGAAAUUGAUCUUUUUAUAAUAGAAAUAUCCAGCACUUUUCCUCUAUACUCUUAGGAACAAAAAAAAAAAAAAAAAAUUAAGAAAAGUUUCCAAAAUUUGUCACCUUUGAUCGAAACGUAGAAUACGAAUAUCAAGAAAGUAUUUUUGGUCUGAAUAAUAAUCAUCAAAUUAUAUUAGGAAACAAUGAGCUUCACUGUACAUUUAAUUGUCUCAAGGUCCAACUAAUCUAUUCAGCUGACAAACGUGUCAUUACAAAAAACAUCAUUGAAGGACUGACCACCAUGAAAUCUGGUUUUAACGUGCUCAGAUACUUAACUCUAUUGACAUUUGAAAUGUGGCUGAUGAACAAUUGCAAAAAAUACGUAGCUUCGGUCUUAUAGCUAGCAAUGUAUGCAUGUAGGGACUUCUCCGUUGCUUUUACAGAUCAAGUUUGGCAGCGUCUAGCUAAUACUGAUCAUUUGAAGAGUUUUAAAACUGCCAAUAACUUUUGAUAUGACUUGCCUUACACCGAGUUUUUUUCGUUUCUGUCUUUGUCAUUACAAAUGAUUUCAGUUUAUGUAGUAGAACCGUUUCAGAACGGUGUUCUACAACUAUUUGACGUGAUGAAAUUGUCCACGUGAAGUAAAUCCGUUACUUUUACUAAAUUCGGAGUAUAUUCUAGUCUUCGUUUGUUGAUUUUUCAUUUCUUUGAAUUUUUAUACUUAAAAAACUGGGGUAUUGAAUUCAAAAACCAGCAAGAUCUCCAUUAAGUUCGAUACGCAUUGAAAAGUAAUUAAUAUCGAAAUGGGUUACAUCCGUGCACUGUUACCAUGUAAUUUUCUAAUAAGUAGAUGUAUCAAAUCGCACUGGCAGAAGAAACUGACUUACGUGUACAUGUAACUUGAAAAUGAUUCAGGUAAUGAUUCAGGUUUCAGUUACACACCUUCAAGACAUCAAUUUUAAUUUUCGAGCGGUGUGAAAAGUAAAAUCACUCUUUGGAAAAGCAAAACCUGAAAUUAUUGGUAUUGAUAUUUGUACGGCACCAUUCAGUUAUUAUCAAUCAAUUCAUAUGGUUGAAAGAACAUGUAGAUUUUUAGCGAUAGGAGUAAAUUACCCGAGUGACCAAAUUUUACAUGUAUAAAUAACUUGUCUACAUAUACAUAUACAUACAUGUAUACAGAUAUAUGUACCUUAGAACAAAAGAUUAAUAUUAAAGUGCUUUGUCGAUGCCCAACAUUGAUUUGUCCGAGAAAAAAACAAAAGAAACAAAAAAAGUAAUAAUAUCAUUGCUAAUGUAUAUCUGUGCUCAAUUUUUGUCACUAAAAUAACUCAUCAUAAGUUGAGCCACAACAGCAAAUUACUCAUUCCAUUAUACCAAUAAGAUGACUAAUAUAUUUGCUAUCAGUGAGUUAAGUGCCUGAUCACAUUAAUUCACGACAAAAUAGGUAAUAAUUCAUAUCCAGCACUUUAACUAAUACAAUAUUUCCAGUGUAGAAAUAUAAUACGGGAAAACGUUUUCUUACAAAAAAACAAAAAAAUGACAAGCAAAAAAGUAGAAAAAAAAGAGUAAAUAAUCGAAUCACUCACUUAGUAAUCAUCUAUCGGUGUUAUUCACCAAAAAUAACCACUUACUUACCCUUGUCUGGAUUAUCAAUAAAGAACUCGCAAUACCCUGCCCUUCUUUUAGCCUGUCUUGACAAGCGGCCGGAGCUCCAUUAGAGUGGAUCUGAAGAAGUUAUUUCCCGGUGAUCAAGUCAGGAAUCAGAAAUCUGUUACUUACACCAAUAUUUCACAAAUUUCGCAAUCAUGAGAGAAACAAAUAGGAAAAUGAAAGAAACAUAUUCUAGUUCAGUUUUGUAUGUAUUGAUAGCGUGUAUUAGAAAAUAUCAUGACUGGUAAUUCAGUACAAUUAUCAUUCACGUUAAACUGUCUAUUUAAAUUCCUCCCAGAUAACAGCGACACACAUUUUCCGUAAAAAAUUGACAUCUUACAAGUCUGCAUAGCAAAUGUGGCAGUUUUGAUGACAACAGCUAUCUCUAUUACUACCAAAUUGUAGUUUAACGUCUUAACAUUAGAUAAAGAAGGCAAUGUUAUCUCAGUGUAUCCAAACAAUGUUCUCACUCAACAAAAUACGUUUCUGAUUCUGACGAAGAUGCAGUGAAUAUUAUUUCAUAGUCCGAAUAAUUGAUAUGAGAGACAGUCUUUUCUACCUUACCUUAA
Diprion similis is the source of this 6472-nucleotide messenger RNA. It is a transcript of the gene gish, whose product is annotated as casein kinase I. Gene Ontology annotation, molecular function: protein serine/threonine kinase activity; ATP binding. Lineage: Eukaryota; Metazoa; Arthropoda; Insecta; Hymenoptera; Diprionidae. The transcript has 11 exons. Gene Ontology annotation, cellular component: nucleus; plasma membrane; cytoplasm. Gene Ontology annotation, biological process: signal transduction; peptidyl-serine phosphorylation; positive regulation of canonical Wnt signaling pathway. Bases 1240 to 2736 code for a protein of 498 amino acids. The record is from RefSeq and is a predicted model, not a curated record.